AUUCUGUUUAAUUUUUUUUUACUUAUUCUAUUAAUUUAGACAUGCCCGUCGAAACAGGUGUUUUAAAUGAUAGAUCAAUAUCUCCCAAUGAAGAAUUUAACUUAACAUUUAAUUCAGCCAUGUGUGUUCGAUGUGGAGAUGGAUUUGAAACUGAUGAAAAAAUUGUCAAUACUAAUGGAGAACUCUGGCAUCAAAAUUGUUUUGUAUGUGCCCAAUGUUUUAGACCAUUUCCAGAAGGAAUAUUUUAUGAAUAUGAAGGGAGAAAAUAUUGCGAACAUGACUUUCAUGUGCUCUUUGCCCCUUGUUGUUCUUCUUGUGGUGAAUUUAUUGUUGGAAGAGUCAUAAAAGCUAUGAACAGCAAUUGGCAUCCUGAGUGUUUUACUUGUAACAAUUGUCAACUAUUGUUAGCUGAUGUAGGAUUUGUUAAAAUUGGAAACAAGGCACUCUGCAAAGAAUGCAGCAACAAAGAAAAAAUUGAUGGUCAGAGGAAAAUGACAUGUCAUAAAUGCAAAAGUAUUAUAGAUGAACCAUUUCUCUUAUACCAAAAUGAACCAUAUCAUCCUUACCACUUUAAUUGCAAAUCGUGCGAAAUUGAGCUCAACGCCGACGCCAGAGAAUAUAAAACAGAAUUGUAUUGUUUGAAAUGCUAUGACCGACUCGGUGCAAUACCUAUAUGCGGGGCUUGUAGGAGACCAAUAGAAGAAGCUAGAGUUGUUAGAGCCCUUGGAAAGACCUGGCACCCGCAUCACUUUGUUUGCGGAAAAUGUGAACGUCCAUUUCACGGUUCACGCCAUUACACGUUCAAAGGAGUACCGUAUUGCGAGACCCAUUACCACGCUCUUUUCGGAAGUUCUUGUUUCCGUUGCGAUAAUAUAAUAGCCGGGGAUGCUUUCGCCGCGUUAAACAAGUCAUGGUGUCCCGAACAUUUUUCCUGUUUUGGUUGCGACGUUAAAAUGAAUCAAAAGUCCAAAUUUUUCGAAAUCGACCUCAAACCCGUUUGUAAGAAGUGUUACGAAAGGUUACCUUCUGAAUUCAAGAAACGGCUAACUAACAAUACAUCUUCUACUUAAAAUGCCGCAUUUCUUAUUAAUAUUUAAACGCUUUAAUUUAUUAUAAAUAUAUAUUUAAGAAAUUUAAAUAUAAAACCAAAGACAAUUGUAAAUUAGUUGGGUUCUAAACGUCGUUUCUAGUCGAAAUUGAAUUAGGGCCAAAUUAUCCUUUACAUAUCAAUACCUUUACACCCCACACUCCUCCACAAUUAAUUUUUUUUCUUCUCAUGUAAAAAUUACUAGAAUUAUAGUAUUACUCUUUUUUUUAUAAAUAUUUUUAUAUCCUGGAAACUUACACAAAGUAUUUUUUUAAACUCUUUUUAUAAAUGAUAUCGGGUGGAUUGUACUACAUUUUUUAUUUUAAAAAAGCAUUUCAUGUAUUUCUCAUCACAUUAAAUAAAUUUAAACUUACCGUAGCCCACAUCGGGCUUUAGCUCAUAUUAAGUUUAAGUAAAAUCAAAUAAUUUAUUUUUAAAAAUAUUAUAAAUCUCACAAUCUACCUAUAUAAAAAAUAUUUGUAUUUUAUAUAACUUUAAUUAUUAUUGAUGGAUGGAUAAGAUAACUAAUAAAAAAUAUCGAAGGAAAAUAAUUAUAGAUUUUUA
Gordionus sp. m RMFG-2023 is the source of this 1651-nucleotide messenger RNA. RefSeq names its product LIM and senescent cell antigen-like-containing domain protein 1. The record is from RefSeq and is a predicted model, not a curated record. The transcript has 10 exons. Lineage: Eukaryota; Metazoa; Nematomorpha; Gordioida; Chordodea; Parachordodidae. Gene Ontology annotation, biological process: positive regulation of integrin-mediated signaling pathway; cell-cell adhesion; positive regulation of substrate adhesion-dependent cell spreading. The coding region runs from base 42 to 1070 and encodes 342 amino acids. Gene Ontology annotation, cellular component: cell-cell junction; cytoplasm; focal adhesion.